Clunio marinus is the source of this 567-nucleotide messenger RNA. NCBI's taxonomy places the organism in Eukaryota, Metazoa, Arthropoda, Insecta, Diptera, Chironomidae. The record is from the annotation of a GenBank genome assembly.
AUGAAGAUCUAUUCUCUUCCAACAUCCUGUCGUUUGCUAAAACGCUGGUUGUACAUACCUUGUGGGAUAAUGAGUGUUGAAACCUUGGCGAUAAAAAGGCAUACUAACAAUGAAUGGAAUAUUUUCGUGAAUGUUAUGAAGAAAUAUUUUAUAGAAUUGAAUGAUUAUCAUCAUAACAAGAUUCUAAAGAUUAGUCAAGCAUUGCAUAUGAAACAUUUUGAAAACAAUUUCAACGAAAAUAAAAAUGUACGAGAACAAAUGGAAAUGGUUAUAAAUGAAAAACAGCAGACUGGACAUUGUCGAGUCAGAUCUGCCGAUUCAGCUGGAAAGAUAACAGCAAAAAAUAUGAUAACUUUUUGUUUUCUGCUCUUUCAAUUUUCUGAUGAAAACAUUGAACAUGUUUCUAUGAUGUUCCAUUGUUUCAACUGUAAAAAAAAAGUAAAUGUGAGACUUAUUCAAGCAUGGCUGGUUCGAGAAUUCUUUGUGGUUCGACCUUCAUCACCGUGCAGAGUUUCCAUCCGAAGUAGAAACAUUUUUCAUAGAGCGUCAUGGUUCAGGAAGUCUUAA